Messenger RNA from Electrophorus electricus (electric eel), 2870 nucleotides. It is a transcript of the gene she, whose product is annotated as Src homology 2 domain containing E. The record is from RefSeq and is a predicted model, not a curated record. Lineage: Eukaryota; Metazoa; Chordata; Actinopteri; Gymnotiformes; Gymnotidae. Gene Ontology annotation, molecular function: phosphotyrosine residue binding.
ACGCACAUCCUUCUCAUUCCGUGUCGACUGUUGCUCUGAGCGGACAUACCGGGAAUGGGCUCUACAGCGAAAGCUAAGAAAAACUUCCAAUUUUUCCGCGUUUAUGCCCUCCGGAGGGUGCUCUUUAUUUUGCGGGAAUAGUUCCGGAAAGAAUAUUGAAUUCAAAUGUGAAGGAAGGUAGAAAGUUGCGUGAAAAGACAACGAAUGGGAUAAAAAAUUGCAAUUAAGACUAUUUUUAAAGGCUUUAAAUAUCUGGACCAUUCCCCAAACGUCAAUUUUGAAGAGAUAUUCUCAUUUCCAAAAAAAAAAAAAAAAGAAAAUCAUAAUCAUUCGAAAUAUCAAAGAAUUUACGCCAAUCUUAAUCUUUAGCUUUGUCAGAAAAUACAUUUGACCAGAAACUAACAAUCCUUUGGCUGUCCUGAUACUAAACUACAAGACGAAGGAUCCAAGCAGGUUAACAAGUUUCACGGAGUAAGUGGAAGUUUGUACGAGUUGCUGCGUGUGUGUAUGGAGAAGAGCGCAGACGCUUAUCCGUUGCGUUGUCAGAGAAGCGGUCAUGGCAAAGUGGUUUAAAGAUUUUCCAACAAGUCUCAAAACUGGAUCAGAUCGAAUUCGUUCGGCUUCUGAAUCUGGCACUCAAGCUCGCCCCAAACCGGUGCCGAACAGCGGUACCGGAGCGAAAGGGAGCUUGCGUAAAAAUUCUGGAGCAGAAAAUGCCAGCGGCGGCGGAGUGGGUUCGCUACUGUCAGGCAGAAACCGAAAAAAUUCGGCCAUUGAACUGGGACGGAACCACUCUAGCACAGCCUCUGGUUCGGCCAAAGAUGGAAAGAUAUGGGAAAUUCUGAUUCCAGGAAAAAGUAAGAAGAAUCCCCGAAUGGAAGGCUUUGAAGACCACCGUACUCUCAGGACGACUAGUUCUGCUGACCCAUACAUGAGCCGAAUGGUCAAAGUAGAUAAACAAGAGAAAGGCUCAAAGUACGUGAAUACCGCAGCGGACACCGAGCGAGGGAAAUCCCCGCUUAAAACGGAGACGCUGAUAAUCCUGGAGGACUACGCAGACCCUUACGAUGCAGAGAAAACGAGGGAGCAGAGAGAAGCUGAAAGAGAAGGAGAGAAUGAUGGAUACAUGGAGCCGUACGAUGCCCAGCUUAUCAUAACAGAGAUCCGUCGUCGAGGAUCUAAGGACCUGCUGAAGGUGUGUGUGGUGUUGAACGGAGGAGAAGGGGAGGGAUCCGGGGAAGCGCAGAUCUACGACGUCCCAUACGAGGACGUGCUGGAGGGAAUUCCCCUGACCCGACCCGAGUCAGACCUCCGUCCACCCACGGAGUACGAGCUCCCCUGGGAAUGGAAAAAGGGGCAGAUUGUUCGAGCCCUGUCCGCUCAGUUUGAUGCUGUGGAGCGUGUGGCUAAAGACGACGGCGCCCCCCCAGCCGUGAAGCAACACACUCUGCGCUCGGUCAAGAGCUGGACCUCCAAAUCUCUACGGCCUUCUCCUCCAUCCCCCACCACACCCUCAGCCCCUGGAACCUGCCCCGACACGGACAGUCCCAAAGUCGACCCCACCCUGCCCCUGGAGAAACAGAGCUGGUAUCAUGGGAGUGUAAGUCGGCAGGAGGCGGAGGCUCAGCUCCAGAACUGCAGGGAGGCCAGCUUUCUGGUGCGAGACAGCGAGUCAGCCACCAGCAAAUAUUCCAUUGCCCUUAAGACCAGCCAGGGCUGUGUGCACAUCAUCGUAGCCCAGACUAAAGAGUGUGGUUACACACUGGACCAGAGCAGCUGUGUGUUCCCCAGUAUCCCAGAGGUGGUGUACCACUACUGCACCAGACGCCUGCCCUUCACCGGGGCUGAACAUAUGACCCUGCUGCACCCUGUACCCCGCACACCCUGAUCACACACACAUGCACACACACACAUGCACGACCCUGUGCAUGUGUGUUCUUGAGAAUGUAUUUGUGUUCUCUAUUUUCCCAUCUUUUUAUUUUCAUGCCCAGUUUAAACCAAGGUUAUUAGUCAAAUAAUGACCUCUUAUGACCCCAAAAGGGAAAGGAUCAUAGCCUACUUCUCAGAUACUAAAGUGUAGACACUGCAGCGUAGUUUGUUAUAGUCUGGAAUUCUUUUACCCUCUUCUUCUCUCGUGUCUGUGAGCGUGCUCGGAUAUGCUGCCUCACUGCGAGUUUCCCCCACCUGCUGGCUACAGACGCACACUGCAACAAUCCGUGAACUCUCCUCAGGUUAAAUUCCAAGACUAAGAACUGCUGGAAUCGUAUUAGUUUGUUGUUGUGCCACAAGGGUUUAAUGCACUAAACAUCUGUUCUGUUGCUUCUUUAUUUUCCGUUUUCUUCCACUGUUUUAGCUGGCAGGUAAAUGCACUUGUAGGCUUCCCAAAUAAAAAAAUUUGUUAAGUAUUUCAUCGACAGCCACAGGACAGCCAAGGUUGGCUUGUUACGGCCGAUCAAUGCUGCAAAUUGAAGCUGGCAUGCAAAUUGAAUCAAGUGUCUGUUGAUUGGCCCACUGUGUUGUCAGUCCUUGAUAAAUCUUUCUAUCGAUUGGUGCGAGUCAGUUGUGGGGGUGGGGUGUGGGGGAUGUGGUAUACAUUGAUGUUGGGGGGUGUACAGUCAUGGUGAGUUGACCUCGAAAUUACCUGUGGCACCUCCCGCUAGGCUACAUGAGUGCAUGCAAUUGUGUUUUAGGAGACACUGAUAUCAGACCAAAGUAACAUAACUGUACCUUUUUAUCUCUGAGUUUGUAAGCAAUGAUUUUGAAAGGGAUUUUGAACAUUUUAAUUGAAUAGAAAGUGCUAAAGAUUUUUGCCUUUGUUUGUACAAUAUAAGACUAUGCAAAAAUAAAGCCAUCAUGAUUCAAAAUGUUAA